CUUCCUUUAGCCGCAGCGCCAUAAUUUCCGAGCUGCUAGCGCUACAGUCCCCAUCAACAGUUCAGGCUUACAGUACAGCUAGUUGCAGUACCACGCGAGUACACCACCAAGCCAACGCCCAACAGAGAGGUAGUCGUGCCACUGGGUCUGGGAGGAUGGCUUCGAUCGUGCUGCUGCUGUCGGAGCUGCUCGGCGGCGCGGGGAGCACCAGCAUGCUGGAGGCCAGCUGCUACAUGGGCGGCCACAGCCUGCGGGAGUUCCGGCCCGCGGCGGCGGCCACGGGCGACCGGGCGCCGCCGGAGCCGAAGCUGUCCACGGAGGCCAAGGAUGAGGAGCCGUCGUCGUUGGACCUGGAGGAUCUCUCCACCGUGUCCAGGAUAUCGGUGGACGUGAUGUGGCCCUGAGCCUGCCGCCAGCUCCCGCUGACUCGGGAGGUCCAUUCGCCUCGAGGUUCCUCUGUGUUUUUGUUGCCGACGACGAAGAAGAGACGUCAUGUGAUUCCUCGUUGCCUCGAGUUCUAUGAAAUGGAGAUGUAAAUAUGCAAAGCCACCGCUGAAUGUACUCCUUUUGUUCCUUCU
Messenger RNA from Triticum aestivum (bread wheat), 578 nucleotides. RefSeq lists its product as uncharacterized. The transcript has a single exon. Lineage: Eukaryota; Viridiplantae; Streptophyta; Magnoliopsida; Poales; Poaceae. The coding region runs from base 156 to 404 and encodes 82 amino acids. The record is from RefSeq and is a predicted model, not a curated record.